This is a messenger RNA of Malaya genurostris, 6787 nucleotides long. Its product is annotated as serine-rich adhesin for platelets. The record is from RefSeq and is a predicted model, not a curated record. The transcript has 7 exons. Gene Ontology annotation, cellular component: endoplasmic reticulum. The coding region runs from base 1004 to 6232 and encodes 1742 amino acids. Lineage: Eukaryota; Metazoa; Arthropoda; Insecta; Diptera; Culicidae.
UUCAAUGUUUGUUAGUAUAAAAUUACCAUCGGACAUACUCGAAUGUUAAAUUCAGUUAUUCCAUAGCAAAGUCUUGCGAAGUGACACGAGGGUGUAUUGUAAUUUGAACAGAUGUUUAUCAUUCUUUUUGAGAAUUACUAUAAAAAGAUAAACUGUUGUCGAUCGAAUAGAGAAUCAAGUUUCACUCUCAGUUUCCGUGCAUUUUCAUACAAAAACAAAUAUUAUAAAAAGAUAUUUUUUUGCAAUCAGAAAAAGUAAUGAGAUGUGAGAAAAAAUCGGCGAAACAAAUGCAACGUCGAAAAGGCUAGAUUUGUGGAUAAGUCCAUUAUAAUCUCACUCAAAUUUGAAAGAAAAGUUUAAUAUUUUUAAUGAAUUAUCGAUCUUACUAACUAUGUUGAGUAUCCAAGUGAUAACUAUUGUGUGCUUUGUAAUUUACAAUGAAAGGAAAUUUCCUUUUAAGGGGAAGCAAAAAUAACGAGAAAUAUUGUGGAACUUAGCGCAAAUAUAGUUAAUAUGUUAUACUUUACAAGGGAUAUGUGCGAUACGUGUUUUAAAUAAGGAUGUUUUUUUCCUGAACUGUUUGUAUCGAUGGCUAGAUUCUGCAUACAGUUCAAAAUAAUCAUCCAUAGUGAUUCAUCAAUUGAAGCAGCGUUAGAUACAAAUGAAUUUUGGCUAACACAAGAAGAAUAUGAAGCGAGUAUGAUUUGUGAGUGAUAUUCUUAUGUAUGUGUGAAACUUAUUAAAUAUGUAACAAAACAUUGGUAUUAUUCCCGGAAAAAUUGUGUUAAUCUGUGCCAAAUUUAUUACUAGACAUUCAUUACAAAAGUUAUUAAACCACCGGAAAAACUGGCAUAAACCAGAAUACUACGGAGUCAAUUUUAACUAUAGGGUAAUUGACGUCGAUUCAAGCGAAAUAAUCACAUAUUCACUCAUCUCUGUGAAAGCAAUAGGAGUAACCAUCAUCGCUGUAUUCAUUCAUCACCUGUCAAAUCUAGCUGACAUAAUGGACGAGGCCCUUGACAUGCCACCACCGAUACCGCCACCACCACCACCAUCGACAUCGUCCUCUUGUAAUAACUUAAAAAAAAUGGGCAUACCUGACACUCAAACAGACUUUAAUCAGUGGUUGCACGCCAUGAAAAUGGUUGCACGACUUCCAGGAGGAAUGCCAACAGAAUUUCGACGAAAGCUUUGGUUGGCUCUCUCUGAUCGGCACAUUCAAACACAAGGAAUAAAUUGGGAGGAAGAUGGCAAAAUAUAUCUUUGCGAACAAUGGGAUGAAGAUGAUGAGGAAUUAGGCAUUCAAAUUGUGAAGGAUUUGCAUCGAACAGGUUCAAGUUUAUGCUCAGGACCAUCCGGCAUUAUCAACCAAGCUAAAUUGAAGCGUGUUCUACUGGGAUACUCGAGAUUUAACCCGGUCGUAGGAUAUUGUCAAGGAUUCAACAUGCUCGGAGCCUUAAUUUUGCAAGUUAUGGAUAAAAACGAAUCUGAUUCGAUAAAAAUAAUGAUCCUCCUUAUUGAGGGAUUACUUCCACCUGGAUAUUUUUGUGGUUCGCUCGGGGGACUACAGGCAGACAUGGCAGUAUUUAGAGAUCUGUUAACUACCAAAUUACCUAAAUUGGCACGGCAUUUGCAAAAACUUCAGGGUCCUGAAGGAGCAUUUGAGCCACCUUUAACAAACGUAUUUACUAUGCAAUGGUUCCUAACAUUAUUUUGUACAUGCUUACCAAUUAAUUAUGUACUGCGAAUAUGGGAUCUCAUUCUGAUCGAAGGAAGUGAUGUUUUACUUCGGACCGCGUUGGCGAUAUGGGGAUUAUUAGAAAGUCGAAUCCUGGCAACGAAAACAGCAGAUGAUUUUUACUGUAAAAUGGGUGCCUUGUCGACAGAGCUUGUGAAUGGAAAUCUAAUAGACUGCAAUAGCCUUGUGCAACGAAUUGUCGACAUAGGUCCUAUUGCAGACUUACAAAGACUACGGGACAAACACCUGAAAAGCAUAACUCAGUUAAAGGAAUCUUCUAAUCUUAGGAUAUUCUAUUCAGACGAUGAAGGUGAGUCCGACGAAGACUCUCGUUUGGCAGUGACAGCAACCGCAUGGGGUUUUCGAUCAGGUCGAAGAGCAUCUCUAGGAAUUACGACAAACGUACGCAACAAUACUGACGGGAAGGAAAAAAUUAAUCUUGACAUUUCGUUAUUGAAAAAACAGUACGACAAACUUAGAGAACGUCAACGACAAGCACAUAUCAUCCUGACAUCAGCAGUAGUAAGACAACCGAGUCUCAGUUCAGAUUGCAGCAGCACUCUUCAAGUCAAUCAGUUAUUGAUGGGCAAAAAUGCCCUGAUCAGCAAUAAAGGUAAACGUUUGGGGCCUCCUCAGGGCUCAGUACCUCCCGUUCGAAUUUCGAAAGUUAGUAAACAGUCAAAAGCUGGAAUGCAGAAAACUCCCAAAACGACCGAAACAUUACAUUGGAAGGAUAUGGAUGAAAGACAACGUCGAGGUGGCAUACAAUGUAAUGAUAAGCAAACAGGCAUUAAGAAAUCAACACCACUGGAUGACCGUGACGGAACGAGACUAGAAUCUUCGAAAUUGAUAAAAUCCUCAAGUUCAUCGUCAGCAAUCAGUAAUUUAUCAGAAAUUCCGUCCUCCUCGAUAGGAAUCACUCGGUGCAGUGAGUCAUCAUCAUACAGUGAAGAAUCGAAUGAGGACUCAAGUACAGAUACAUCAUUGUGUGACGAUGAGAAUCAGUUAUUCAGUACUUCUUCGUUAGAAGCUUCUCCAAUGAAACAGCGGAUUACUCCUGAAAGUAUUAAAGAAGUGCCUGACGAAGAAAAUUUGGUUGUGAAAACUGACGAUGCACAAGGUUUUGAAUUCAUGCCAAUAGGAGAUACAAAACACAAAGAUUUUAUAUUGUCAGGUAUUGCCGAAGAAAUAGAUUGUGAACAACAUGGUAAAUCGUAUGAAGAAAAUCACUCUUUCGAUUCAGAAGUCGUCCAAACGAAAGAAAUUAUUGAUCUAUCUGGUGUACCUAGUAUUAAGGAUGACGAGUCACUUUCAAUAGCUAUUACUAGCACUAGUCAGUUAUCUCCGAUUCCUGAUAUAAUGCAUUAUGUCAACAUGUCCAUAAUAAGUCCAUUGAAUACACCGUCGUCUGUAUUGGACAUUUCAAAUUCUAAUGAGAUCAUAAGGGACAACAUAAGAAUUGAUGAGUCUCCUGCUACUGAUGCUAAAAUCAGUAAUGUGUUCAACGUAAAUGAAGAUGGCGUAACUAAUCAACUGUUCGAGCGAAUAAAUGCAACGGAAAGGCCUAAUAAAUUGGAUCUUAACCAAAUAAAAAAGUCAGAAAUUAACGAGUUCAUGGUGACUGUUACUGACAGCAAUUGUGAUAGUACGUUGAAGAUCGAAAAAAUAAAUUUUCAGAAUAGUUCUGAUGGAUCAUGUAUACCUUCGUCAAAUGAAAUGUCUUCACCAAUGGGAGAUUUACCACUUUUGCCGUUAAAUACGAAUAAUAAUAAUAAUAACAACACAAACCAAUCUGUUCCUUCAACAGAAUUUUCAAAACUAUCAACAGAAACUCCAAAACCUGUUUUCUCAACAGAAACUAACAAAAGCUGUGUCUAUGAGGUAAUCAAAACGCCAUCUCCGAAAGAUAAUUUAUCAAACUUCGAUAAAGUUACCAGUCGAGUAAAAUUUCUAAAAGAGAAAUCGUUUUCCAUGGAUGACCCUUCCAAAGGUAUAGAUCAAGAAGACGUAACCAAGCGAUCGGCAUCCGAAGGUUUAGUUUCGGCCGAUUUAAGUGCAUACAAAAGCAAAAAAAUGUCUGCCAUAAUACAAGAAAAUUCGCUUAUCCUGGAUCGAAUCUUUAGGAAAACAAAUUGCUUCGAAGAUAAUCAUUCGGAAGAAGUACUGGAAAGCAUUCAAAAUCAUGCAUCGUGUUCAAAUACCCAACAGUUUGUUAGUUGUCAUGCAGAUGACAAACUACUACUGGAUAUUGAUCCUGUUAGAGGUAGUUUUAUUAAUACAGAUCUACAUACUCUCGAUGGAGAAUUACUAAUAUCACCAAAGCAUGUUCAGUUAGACAAAUCGAUACCUGGGAGUUCUUUGGAAGAUCCGAAAAGUGAAUUGAAAAAUCAACGCCUUAUCGUCAGUUCGAGUAAGCUUGCAGAAGAGUUGCAAUAUGACAUCGAAGUGCAGCAAUCGGAAGCAGUUAAAUCUAACAGCUAUGAGAACUUAGUCUUAAACAAUAACUCAGAAAUUAAUAUAUCUAAAACAGACCUAGUGAUAAAACGCACCGAAGAACAGUUAGCUCGAUUCAAAGAAUCUGAAUUGACUUAUUAUGUCCGUAAAGAAAACUUCCGUGAAAUAGUCACUCCAGAGGAAGAAAAAGAAACUACUGAUUCCAUCAAGGAUUGCGACACUCAACAAUCUUUUCAAGAAGGUACUGUAUCUCUAGUUCCUAACAGAAUUGCAGUAGAUCAUUCUGCGUCUAAUACUACAGUGCAUCUAAUAACUGAUACAUCAGAAUUAGGUGCUUCAUCGCAAAUCAUCGAAAAUCAAGAGCUGUUUGAUACGAUAUCUCUUGAAGACGCUCCAAAUUCUUCGAAAUGCACAGAAAUUGACGCAUUAGUUAUGACCGGUUCCAAAACAGACGAACUGAUUAAAAAGACAGAGGAACAAUUAGCACGCUUUAGAAUCCACGACCGAAAUGUUCUGGAACGACUUGAAAAGCGACUAUCAUUGAUCGAUUUCAGAUCAGAUGAAGCAGUAAUUAAGGACGCAAUAUUCAAAGAGAUUGAGCGUAGAUCAUGUAGCAAAACGGAAGAAAUAAUUAAAAAAUCUGAAGAACAAAUGUCACGUCUAAAAAUUGAAAGUCCAUUUAUCGUUAAAAAAUCACCUACUCGACCAGUUAUAGAGGACCAAAUGAAAGGAGACGCUAAAUCGAUUAUGAGUUCUUCGAAAACAGAAGAAAUCAUCAAAAAGACAGAUGAGCAAUUAGCCAGGUUCAAGGCUGCUGCGGUGAGCAAUGCGGAGAAAAGAAAAAGUCGUUACGAAAUCAAUGAACUACUGCAGUUGAAGACUGAAUCUUUAGAAGUAGCCGAUCACUUUACGGGCAGUGAAAAGUUCGGGUUAGUUAGAAAUCAAGAGGAAGCAGAUGCUUUGAAAGUUGUACAAAUUCCGGAAGAAGUGCAAAAUUUUAGAACUGAUGAAAUAAUAAAACGAAUCGAGGAUGGAAAACUUAAGCUGGGUGAUGAUUAUAUAACCACCAUAAAAACAAUUGACUAUCUUAAACAGUCGAAUGCAAAUCUAUCUGCUACAUUAUCUUCUAUUGAAAGUUCGAUAAAAGCUAUUGAUGGAUUAUGUGACCGUGAUUGUGGCGUUCAAUCCGAUCGCAUUAACGAUACUAUAGAUAAUUUAGAAAAAUCCUUAAAACAAUAUGAUGACAUGCACGCCGAACCACCCUUGUUUAUGGUUCAUGAUUACUCGAAUAUCCAUGAAAGUCGUUGCAAACCAAUGACACCAAACAGGCCGAGUCGAUCACGCACGAGAAGAGAAUAUUCACCACGACGAAAAAAAGAGAAAGAUCGUGAAAGUAGAAGUAAUGUAAACUUACAAAAAGAUCAUAGUUGUGAACAUGCCGACACUCAGUCUAAAGAUAAACAAUCUCCAAAAACUUAUACCUUUCAUUCAUAUUACAGCACUUCACCCCCAAUUUCACCUAGAGUUAUUUCACCACCAAAACUGAUUCUAGAAUCUAUGCAAACCGCACGGCCUUCAUCGUUCAAAAGUUCUUCUCAUGAUCGAUACCAUAUACAGCAAGAUACCCAGUUGAUUAAAUUUGAUAAAUCGCCAUCUUCUCCAAUUAUUAAUAAGUCAUAUCUUGAAUCGUUGAAGCCAGCAGUUCCAGUAGCAUCAGGCCGCACCACGCGAUCAGCUGAAAACUCUCCACCGUUUUAUCCACAACUGGAAACAUUUCCGUCGGCGGUUCACAAUACGGUUGGAAUACAAAAUAGCCUAUUGCGACGUCACGUUGGAUUAGAUGGUGAACAAUCACAUAUAAAAAGCUGCGAAAAUAUACUAAUGCGAUUCGAUUACAAAAACAUAUCGGCGAUCGCGGCAAGCUUUCCCAUUUCCAGUGCUCUUUCGCCAUCACCAACGAAAUAUAGCAGUUUGGAUAUCAAACAUGAUGCUGCCCUCAAUUGUAGUCUGGCAAUGUCACCCAAUAAAACAAUAGAUUAAUUAUGUAAGUUAAGUUGAAUUGAAAAUGUUUUCUCUGUGAUACAUAACUAGCUGCUAUUACUUACGAUUUUUCAUGUUAUUCAGAUUUAAGGUUUGAUUAUUGUUAGGAGUAAGUUGUACCAUAUACUGUAUAAGUAAAAUUGCCUGAACAGCGGGACUAAGGGUUGUUAUACGAAACACUUUUUUGUAAACAUAAAGCAGCACAGUUAUCCCAUGUUUCAUUUUCAUUUAUUCCUAAAUAUUGAAUAUGUUGGACUAAUCUGAAGUCGAGUAAUAAAGUGAAUUGAUAUUUAGUAUACAAAGCGCUAUUCCGACUAUCACACGCGCGGUCAACUGAGGAGACUCCCAGAGUUUUGGGGAUCUUUUUGCCUAAUUCGGUGUUGAUCGAUGUGGUUAGAUUAAGACGUGUCUCUCUGUACAAUGUAUGUUUUCAAAUGUAAGAAAAUAGAAAUCCAUCAUAACGUGCUCCUUAGUGUAUCAGUUAGACUCCGUAAUGGCGUGGGAGAUGCCGCACGUUUCGAAUUAUAAAAAUAAAGGAACCAAUAAUAAAGCAAA